GGAAAUGUUCAUUCCUUUGAAACUCCAUUCCAGACCACAGGACCAGGAGGCUGCAGCCCGGCCUCCGCUUGCGCACUUUGCCUGCCACAUCUUGAGUGCAACUUCGCACAAAACUUAAAGCUGCUCCUGUGGUCCUAAAAUCAUUUAAAAAGCUGCUUUACCAAUUUGACAAUGAAGUUCUGGAUAAUUGUUACCCUGAUUGUACUCGGUGAAGUGCUUCAAAAUGCUCUCUGCCAACAACACAAACGUACUAAAGAAGCAGGAGACAACCGAAUCCGACCGGGGAAUAAGAGAAUGAAGCCCAGGGUUCCGAAGGGGAAGGAUAGGGAAUCUGGUUUCUCUGGGAAAUCCCAGUCUAUUAUGACUCGGGUUUUGGACAAAGGACGCUUCCUAAAACUGAGUGGUUCCUAUAUUAGCAAUUCAGGGGAGAGUCUUGAGCUGCGCUGUAAAGGAAGUCAGAUUGGAUGGGCUUAUCCUGUUUAUCUGGACACUUUCAAAGACUCCCGUCUGAGUAUUAAGCAGCACGACAAGUACAGCCAGUUGCUUCUUUCUGGCACCUCAGCUGCAGACACUGGAGAGUUCAGCUGCUGGCCUCUGCUCUGCGAUGGCUCAGAGUGCACCAAGGAUGUGGACAAAACUACCACCACUUACAUCUACUUCACCGAUAAAGAGGAAUUGUUUGUCCCAUCAACCAGUUAUUUUGAAAUCAUCUACCUUCGGCCAGAUCGUCCUUCCAUCAUCCCCUGCCGAGUCACCUCCCCUGCAGUCAAGGUGGCUUUACACAUGGAGGUGCCCCCGCAGGAGAUCCCUGCGGACGGAGACCAGAUCUCCUUUGACCCCAAGGAAGGCUUCAUCAUGCACAAGCCUGGCCCUGAACACAGAGGGGUCUUCUACUGUAAGGCAAGCCUGCGGGGGACGCCUCAGAUGUCAGUCAAGUACCAGCUGCUGUAUGUGGAAGUUCCAAGUGGCCCUCCGUCUGUAACAAUCGAAGCUUCUUCAAGCAGAGUAAUGGGAGGGGACAACAUUAACGUUACCUGCACUGUCCUCGGGGAGCCGGAGGUGGAGGUGGACUUCACUUGGACUUACCCUGGACAGGACCAAAGACCUGUGACCAUUAAGGAAGCCUGGAGGUUAAUAAACAGAGGAAUGGGACACACCACACGGAUUUCUCAAAGUGUGAUUACUGUUGAAGAUGCUGAAACCAUUGACUUCGGAAACUACGUCUGCACAGCCAAAAAUCUUCAAGGACAGACCUCUGUGGCUGCCCGUGUGGACUCCUAUUAAUUGCUUUGGUAUGGUGACAACAAAAGGAAGAUUACAUGCCUCCACUGCCUCCUCUCUGUACUCCCAGGCAAUGCUGCUUUUUGUUAUUUGGCAGCAUUGGAUCUCUUAAAAGGAACAACUACAGCUUUACAGCAAAUAGCAACUAAUGCAUUUACAGUUGAUAACUUACUUUCUGAUAAAAAAAAAUAAAAAUUGGUGAAGCUCGCUCUGUUAUACAGCACUGUAAAGAAAUAUGAUGUUGCAGAAAUUCCAAAACAAUU
Molecule: messenger RNA, 1544 nt
Organism: Acipenser ruthenus (sterlet)
Lineage: Eukaryota; Metazoa; Chordata; Actinopteri; Acipenseriformes; Acipenseridae
Gene: pdgfrl
Product: platelet-derived growth factor receptor-like
Exons: 6
Coding region: 172-1284 (370 amino acids)
Source: RefSeq, a predicted model, not a curated record